This is a messenger RNA of Coccinella septempunctata (seven-spotted ladybird), 2002 nucleotides long. RefSeq names its product probable cytochrome P450 6a14. The record is from RefSeq and is a predicted model, not a curated record. The transcript has 5 exons. The coding region runs from base 339 to 1910 and encodes 523 amino acids. Gene Ontology annotation, molecular function: heme binding; monooxygenase activity; oxidoreductase activity, acting on paired donors, with incorporation or reduction of molecular oxygen. NCBI's taxonomy places the organism in Eukaryota, Metazoa, Arthropoda, Insecta, Coleoptera, Coccinellidae.
UUAACAUAAAACGUCAAAGAACAAUAGGGAAAAUACGUUUCUCGUUCCUCAUUUUCUCCUCAUUACGAUUCUGACAUUCGCAUAAUAUGCCUUAUGCAGAAGCCAAUUAUGCGACGUCGGUAGAUGCGAGAAAGCUGUCCGCUUGCUCGACCGAGAGCAUUUUUAGCGGACGCCCGGAGCACAACUCCGGUGAAGUUGAAAGUUCGCGAGAUAUGGGGAAACGCCAGUAGCGGGAAACUAGACGACGUUUUGACCGAACCUGGCCAGAUAGGCGCGUCGUUCGCACCGUUCGUGCCGUUUGAAUGGCAUCCCUUUGAAUCGGAGAGUUCGUGUUCUUUAUGGAGUUCAGUGAAACGAUGGAAAACCACUCGUACAUUUCCGAAGCGUUGAAUCAUAUAGCUUCAAAUCCAUCCAUCGUUCUUCUCUCAACAUGCUUCCUCCUCAUCUACUUGUACUUCAGAAUGGCUCACACCUACUGGGAAUCCAGAGGAGUGCCACAGGACAACCCGUCUUUUCCUUUCGGAGACAUGGCUAGCGUUAUCUUCCGUCGUCAGAACUUGGCGAGCAAACUGAAGCAGGUAUACGACCGAGCCCGAGCUCAAGGUCACAAAUACGUAGGACUCUACUUCUUCAGCAGGAAGGCAAUUUUGCUGGUCGAUCCCGUGCUCAUAAGAGCCUUCUUAGCCCAUUUUCAUAAUAGAGGAUUGUACUACGACGAAAAAAACGAUCCACUCAGUGCGCAUCUGUUCUCGCUGUAUGGACCGAAGUGGAAGAGACUGAGGACCAAAUUGGCGCCUGCGUAUUCGCCGAAGCAACUGAGGGGCAUGUUCGGAGUCAUGUUGGACUGUGGUUUGAAGCUGAGGGAUAUUCUUGGGGAAAACGCUGGUAAAGGUCAACCACUGGAAAUCAGAGAAACCAUCGGCAGAUACACCAUGGACGUUAUAGGCUCAUGCGCCUACGGCCUAGAAUGCAACACGAUGCUGAACCCCGACGCAGAGUUUCGUCUCAUGGGCAAAAGAGCCUUCACCCAAACGGUCGGCGACCUCCUACGUAUAAUAAUCAUCAGAUCCUUCCCGAAGCUGGCGGGAAUCCUGCGUAUAGGAAUCUUCUCGUCUAACGUCACAUCCUUCUUCAGGAGGGUGGUCAGAGAAACGAUCACGUACAGGGUGGAGAACAAAGUACGCCGAGACGAUUUCCUGCAGAUCCUCAUCCAGCUCAUGGACAACGUCGACCUGGACGUGCCAUCUGGUGCGACGGCAGGAAGCGCGUUAACCAUGGACGAGGCCGCUGCGCAGGCGUUCAUAUUCUUUCUCGCUGGCUUCGAAACCACCUCCACCACGACCAGUUUCGCCAUUUUCGAGAUGGCGAUGAACGACGAGAUCCAGGAGAAGGCAAGGUCGGAAGUAAAGAGGGUCUUCGAGAAGCAUGGGGGAGUAUGGAGUUACGACGCAGUUCAGGAAUUGACCUAUCUGGAUAUGGUUCUUCAAGAGACCUUACGGAAGUAUCCAGCAGCCCCGGUCUUCAUCAGGAAAUGCACCGAGAACUAUUACAUACCCGACAGUAACGUAUUGAUAGAAGAAGGUGUGGACAUCCUGGUGCCAUGCUUUGCCUUGCACAGGGACCCGGAGUAUUUUCCAAAUCCGGACCGCUUCGAUCCCGACAGAUUUGCCGAGCAGGAAAACCGACCCAAGAUUUGGGAUUACGCGUAUAUUCCUUUCGGGGAUGGACCAAGGAUAUGCAUAGGUAUGCGCUUCGCCAUGCUCCAAAUGAAGAUUACCUUAUCCAUUCUACUUCAAAACUAUGUCUUCCAUAUAAACUCCAAAACAAACCUACCUAUCGUCAUGGAAAAGAAAGGCAUCCUGUUAUCACCAAUAGGAGGUAUAUGGAUGAACCUUGAAAGUGUUCAAUAACUAGUCCAGAAGAUAAAUUUUAAGCUUUAAUCUAAAGAACCAAAUAAUUUUUUAUGAAUUUGAUGAAAGAAUAAAAAAUCGAAAUAUUUCCU